CCGUAAGCCCUCACUGCUAGAGACACGGAUUUAUCGAAAGCAACAAUCAAUCAAAUGCAAGACUCCUCGAUAUGGCUUCCAUGUCCAGACCACUAACAAGGAAUCUCCGUAACGCUCUUCAGCUUAGAAGUGGCGGGUCCCUCGACUCCCUUCCGAAAUAUUGGAUCCCGUCUUCAUCUUCAUCAUCUCCCUUUUGUAGCUCCGCUUCUGCUGCCACCAUCUCUGCACAGCCUCCAGAAAAAGAGAGUGGUUCAAGAUUGUCAAAAUGGUUACUCUUUUUACCUGGAGCUAUCACUUUUGGCCUUGGAACUUGGCAGGUUCUUAGAAGGCAGGACAAGAUCAAAAUGCUGGAAUAUAGAGAGGGGAGAUUGGCAAUGGAACCGAUGAAGUUCAAUGAUAUAUCUCCAUCUAUUGAACAGCUGGAUGAUUUAGAGUUCAGGAGAGUGGCAUGCAAAGGAGUUUUUUAUGAUAAAAUGUCAAUCUAUGUGGGGCCACGUUCUAGAAAUAUUUCUGGAAUCACUGAAAAUGGCUACUAUAUCAUUACACCACUUAUGCCAGUCUCCAAAAACCCUGAGUGUGUGCAGUCACCGAUUCUUGUCAAUAGAGGAUGGGUACCCCGUAGCUGGAAAGACAAUUCUUUGGAAGUUUCACAAGAUGAUGAACAACCUUCAGAUAUAGCAAUGGCAUCUGCCCAAGGGAGUGAGAAAAGCUCUUGGUGGAGAUUUUGGUCCAAAAAGCCAAAAACUAUUGAGGAAAAAAUCCCUUCCAUCUCUCCUGUAGAAGUUGUUGGAGUCGUUCGUGGUAGUGAAAAACCCAGCAUUUUUGUUCCUGCAAAUGAUCCAAGCUCCUUCCAGUGGUUCUAUGUUGAUGUUCCUGCAAUUGCCCGUGUUUGUGGGCUUCCUGAGAAUACCAUAUAUGUGGAAGACAUUAAUGAAAACUUUAAUUCAGGCUGUCCUUACCCUGUACCCAAGGAUGUUAAUGCCUUGAUUCGAAGUUCAGUCAUGCCACAGGACCAUCUCAAUUAUACACUGACCUGGUAUUCUCUCUCUGCUGCUGUAACAUUCAUGGCCUUUAAGAGACUAAGGCCAAAAAAGAGCCGAAGAUAGCUAGUCUUUACUGUGAGAGAUUUUACUUGGAUAUUGGAACUGCUGAUCGGAGAAGAAAAUGUCUGAAAAUUUUGGUGCAAACUGCAUUCUGAUUGUUUUUCCCUUUUAUUUUAACUAAAUGUGCAUGAAUAUCCAUUGUGGUUUAACAGCUGAUAUGGUGCAACAUUGGGUGGUGCAGGAAUCCCAGCUAUUGGCAUAAGAAAUCUUAAUAGAUCAGUCAUUUCCUG
Molecule: messenger RNA, 1333 nt
Organism: Populus nigra (black poplar)
Lineage: Eukaryota; Viridiplantae; Streptophyta; Magnoliopsida; Malpighiales; Salicaceae
Product: surfeit locus protein 1
Exons: 6
Coding region: 72-1106 (344 amino acids)
Cellular component (GO): membrane
Source: RefSeq, a predicted model, not a curated record